Thunnus maccoyii (southern bluefin tuna) is the source of this 2136-nucleotide messenger RNA. RefSeq names its product cholinergic receptor, muscarinic 2a (gene chrm2a). Lineage: Eukaryota; Metazoa; Chordata; Actinopteri; Scombriformes; Scombridae. Gene Ontology annotation, molecular function: G protein-coupled acetylcholine receptor activity. The transcript is spliced from 3 exons. The coding region runs from base 227 to 1735 and encodes 502 amino acids. The record is from RefSeq and is a predicted model, not a curated record. Gene Ontology annotation, biological process: adenylate cyclase-activating adrenergic receptor signaling pathway; regulation of heart contraction. Gene Ontology annotation, cellular component: plasma membrane.
AAAAGACGCCACCAGCAUGACAGCAUGAAAGCAGUGGCCAUGGCUAUUAACCAUGAAGCUGGAGCAAGACACACCCGCCGCUUCCCUCUGUCAAAAAAAAGCCUCUCUGGUGCUACAUUGAACACAGACUCUCCAAAUAUGCCAUCCAAGUGUGAGAAAGCCCAACGGACUGCUUAACACCCGCUGUUCCAUCUGAGUAGGAGGUGGCAACAAAAGACCAAAUGCCAUGGAUGUAUUCAAUUUCACCUACUGGAAUGCCUCUGAAGGCAACGACACACAAGUUGUGGAAGAGAGCGAAAGCGCCUACAAGACUGUGGAGGUGGUGUUCAUCGUGUUGGUGGCCGGUUCCCUCAGUUUGGUUACAGUCAUUGGAAAUAUCCUGGUCAUGCUUUCCAUCAAAGUUAAUAGAAACUUACAGACUGUCAACAACUAUUUUUUAUUCAGCCUUGCAUGUGCUGACCUAAUUAUUGGCCUCUGCUCUAUGAACUUGUACACAGUCUACAUAGUAAUGGGGUACUGGCCCCUGGGGCCAGUGGUGUGUGACUUGUGGUUAGCGUUGGACUAUGUUGUCAGCAAUGCGUCUGUCAUGAAUCUUCUCAUCAUAAGCUUUGACAGAUAUUUCUGUGUCACUAAGCCCCUCAGCUACCCUGUCAAAAGGACCACCAAGAUGGCAGGAAUGAUGAUUGCUGCAGCCUGGGUCCUAUCUUUUAUCCUCUGGGCACCAGCCAUUCUCUUCUGGCAGUUCAUUGUUGGUGGGCGGACAGUGCCUGAGAAGGAGUGCUACAUUCAGUUCUUCUCUAAUGCCGCUGUCACGUUUGGCACAGCCAUCGCCGCCUUUUACCUGCCUGUCAUUAUCAUGAUUCAACUCUACUGGCAGAUCUCCAGAGCGAGCAAGAGCCGUGUGAAGAAGGAUAACUGCAAGCCAUCAGGAGCCAACCCAGAGCCCAUCUCCCCUGUCCAGAGGAGGAAUAACACACCAAAACCCAACAAUAACAAUGUGCCAGGGGAAGAUACGGGGCCUUCUCAAAGCCAGCAUGCUGAUGAUGGGGCUGUCCAGCAUGAUGGAAAAUUGCAGAAUGGUAAAGGACCUUCCUCAGCCACUGCUGACGGGGAAACCGAAGGUGACGAUUUGGCAAGGGAGAACUGCUCCCCUGGAGAAGAGAAAGAGAGCUCCAAUGACUCAACAUCUGGUAGUGUGGCCGCAUCCAACCAGAAGGAAGAGGAAGCGGCACCCUCCACGGCCAAUUCCAGCGCCGAGACAACCCAACCGCUCCCGCGUCAACGAGCCAAGGCAGGGGGCUCCAAACUGACCUGUAUCAAGAUCAAGACUAAAUCGCCCAAGGGUGACUGCUACACGCCAUCCAACACCACCGUCGAGAUCGUCCCAGCCUCUGAGCGGCAGAACCACGUGGCUCGGAAGAUUGUGAAGAUGACUAAGCAACCUCCCAACAAGAAGAAGAAAGCGGCAUCAUCACGGGAGAAAAAAGUGACCCGCACCAUAAUGGCCAUCCUGGUAGCUUUUGUAGCCACCUGGACUCCUUAUAAUGUGAUGGUGCUUAUUAACACCUUCUGCUCCAGCUGCAUCCCCAACACAGUGUGGACUAUUGGCUACUGGCUGUGUUACAUCAACAGUACCAUCAAUCCGGCCUGCUAUGCUCUGUGCAAUGUCACAUUCAAAAAGACAUUCAAACAUCUUCUCCUCUGCCAGUAUAAAAAUAUUAGGUCAGCCAGAUAAAUUUGGGCCACUUGGGAGGAAGAGUUUUAAGUAUGAGUUGACUGUAUGUGUGUGCCAUCCGUGUGUGUGUGGGUGUGUGUCUGUGAAAGAGGUUUGUGAGCAUGAUAAAUACUGCAAGAGUACAUUUGAAAUUACUUUCCACCAUUUCAUCAUUAGUUUUCCAGUUUCUCUCUCAAUAACCGGUUGUAGCAUUUUACACAAAUCCAACUGAUGCCAGUUGCGUUGAGAUGUGUCAUGCAGAAGCAGUGCAGAAAAGGAAGGUUGUGAAAAAUUCAGAGUUAUUCAGAGUUGUAAACUCAAAGAAAAAAAAAAAAAGAACAAGGGUGUGUAAAGCAGGGAGCACUUGGGAGUGACACUGGGCUGAUAAAAAAUGAAAAAAGAAGAGAGGAGGAAGAUCUGCG